UAAACGUACCACCCACUCUUAUCUCUGUCUCUAAAUCACUGGUUGCAAUUCUCCACCACAAAAAAAAUAAUGCUAUAAUAAUACUCCAGUUGACUUUAUCAAUAAGAAAACAAAAUUUUCAACCUGCCCCAGGAAUGAAAACUAAUCAUACUUGCCGGCAUUAUAUUUCAAAUAAAGAAGUAAACAUGUAUUCAAAGUUCACUCAACUGCAAUCUUUACUGUAUGUGAGGGAUAUAUUUCAAAUAAAGAGACCAUUUAUGACCAGAGAAAACCUGAAACUUCUUCAUCAACAGCUUCAAGUCCUCUGAGCCUUCUAAAGUGAAGAGCAAUUGGUAAAGGAAGAUGGGUAGGCUUGGAUGCACCAUUGAUGGCAAUCUGGAUGUCUCGAAGUUCAGCCAGCCCAUGCCAUGGAUCGGUGUCUACGUCGCAGCAGCAUCCGCAGCCUGCGCCAUUGCCAUGGCUGUGGAUGCUUUCCAUGGCUUGCGCAACCGGAAACUCUGGUUCCCCUGCAAAUACUUCUCUCUCAAUGCCACUACCCUGACCUUGAUAGCCGUGGCGAUCAAAUUCUCGGUGGAUCUGAAUACCUCCAUGCCUCGCAAGCAGGAUCAGCUCGCAAAAGUUAGCAGCGCCGUCUUUAUCUGCACGGUGAUGGGUAAUUCUAUGCCUUCUCUAGGAACUAUGGACAACAAAGAGAUCUUCAUGAACCUCAUGGCUCUGGGAAUUCUUGUCAUCACUGCCAUCGUCAAUAUCUGCAUCCAAAUGGGUACUGGUGUUAUUUAUACUUUCCAGAAAGAGCAUGCUUUUGUUAUGUUUCUUAUGCUUGUUUUGCUUGCAAUUUUGAGUUCCUCAGCUUUGACUGUUCCAACUACUAAGCGUUACUUUGAUCUAAAAUAUAGUAAAAAACAUCAACUAACUAUGAAAGAAUGGCCGAAUACGGCUGAAAAGUGCACGGUUAAGAAACUGAGAGGAGAUCUGAGGAAAUAUUGGAUGAUGGCGCAUACCUGUUGCCCCCAGUUUGUGAUGGGGCGUUCUGCAACAUGCACUGCCUCGGGGGCGUUCUGCCUGCUGAGUGCUGCAAUUUUAGCAGAAGCCAUGCUUCGAUCUUACUUCAUGCCCUGGUCCUUCAAAUUCUGCCAUGGCGAGUCCGAUUACAAGUGGUCAACUACUUUAGUUCUUGUAACUCAAACUAUUGCAGUUGGAAUAGGCACUAUUGCCCCAGCUUUUAGAUGGUUCACUGCCAUCAAUUUUAGGUGCCCAAAGAAAGCAAGAAAGGCUAUCAAGCCCCAGUUCAGAGUGGAGAGCUACUGGAUUCAGACACUGGUGGAGUGGAAAGAACGCCCAUUAGCCACAAAAAUUUAUGGCCGGCAUGGGAGAAAACUUGCUCACAACAUGAAAGAGAAAUUUUUGGAGUUAUGUAUUGGAAUGCAGACUGGGGUAGUGUUGGUGAGCAAAAUGGUUCGCCUCAGUUCAAUUUAUUUUGUAAGCUGGUUUCUGAUAUGCUACCGCGGCUGCAGGAAAGUGAAGUGGUUGUUCAAAUGCAACAAUAGUGUUUCCAGUGAUGAGUCAGGAUCAGAGUCACGGACCAGUUCAAAUCUUGAUCUUAGCCGUUAUGUUUUGUAUCUUGAAGGAGAAGCGGAACUGGUUGAUCUGAUGACGGAAAACAACUGUGAUGCUACUGAUCGUUGGUUUCGGAUGGGGAAAAAGUUGCAGUCAAGAGAUCUCAUUCAGCUUUUAGAGAAAUCCACUUCUUCACAAGAAUUCAAAGGAGUGCUUCAGUUCGACAGUGACCAGGUUCCCUCUUUGGAUUCUGAAGAACCUCCUAAUUGUUGGGCUCUUCCAGUGGUGACAUUGACAAGCAUUGCAGUUGCACUUCCCAACAUCGACUACCAUGUGGUUAAACAGUUGAUAAGCGGCGUACAUAUAGGCAUCAUGUUUGCGAGACUGGUUGAAAAUAGCUUGCAUGCAAAAGAAGACUUCAAAAGCAUCAUGAAGGCAGCAGAUAAUGUGUGGCUAGGAGUCGAUCUCCAUCACAAAUGGCUAGAUGUGGAUCUCCGUAAGAUGGCGCUCCAAGUGGAGAGCUCGAAAGAAGUACUUGAAGGACUCACUGCUAUCGCAAAGGAAAGGUUCCUGGAAUUCAAAAAGAGAGAAAUGACAAAAUGUUUAUGGGAUAGCCCUCACAGAUGGCCCAUCAAGGCAUUGGCUGCCAAUUCCAUGUAUAGAAUAUGUCAAACCAUUCUGCAAGAUUAUGAAAGCAGAGACUACGGGUGCAGUGAAAAAUUAUUCGAGAGGUUGUCUGUCAUGAUCUCUGAUAUAUUGUGUGCUUGUCUUACCAACUUAGAACGAACUAUAUAUACAAAAUGCCACCAGAGCACCAUUGAAGAGAGGGAAGACAGUGUCUGCCACGCAAUUAUUCUUCUUGGUAAAUCAGAAAAGAUUUUGAAGAUUCUUGAUCAGAAACUGCCUCCAAGUUUGAAUCCAGAUCAAAUGGCAUCUAUUGAUAAAUGGCGCGAAUGUAACAAGCAGAAGAAACCCCUACACUUCACCUCUUCACUGUCUUCAGCAGAGAGUGACACAGUCAUUUCUUUUUCACCGGAGAGAGACACAGUUUCUACUUCACCCGACUUAUAUUUAACCAUUGAGUAGGAAUCGAAAUUAUAGUUUUGAGAUAUAGCAUCAGUAUGCUAGAGCAUAUUUUGUCAACUUUGAAGUAAACACUCACAACUAAUGUCUAUAUGUAUAAAUUGUAUUUAGUGAUC
Molecule: messenger RNA, 2756 nt
Organism: Cornus florida
Lineage: Eukaryota; Viridiplantae; Streptophyta; Magnoliopsida; Cornales; Cornaceae
Exons: 1
Coding region: 343-2643 (766 amino acids)
Source: RefSeq, a predicted model, not a curated record